GUUUCACCCUUAUCCGAGCCUGGGGCCAAUCGCGAGGGCAUCAAGUACAUCCUAGAGCGUGCCGAGUGGUAUUGGAACCUCUCGGUAUUGGUACUUGACCCAGAAAAGGUCGACGAGUCUCUCACGGUGCUGCAGAAAAGUCUUGCGAGGAGCGUAGUAAAACUUUACAAGAAGCUGCUACUCUAUCAGAUGCAGAGCGUUUGCCUUUACAGCCGCUCUGAGACUGCCGUUGUCAUGCGAGACCUGGUCAAGCUAGACGACUGGAAGGCGCAGAUCACGUCAAUAGAGAAGGCGGCGGAGCAUGUGAGGAAAACCGUCGGCCAGUUCCGAGAUGAGGAUAUGAGCGCCAGAUUUCGCAGUAUCGACAAAUGUCUCAAGGACGUCCGGACAGACUUGCAGGCUCUUACAACGGCGGUACAGGACCUCGGACUCGAGCAAAGCAAUCGCCACGAAGAAGACAAGGACAAGGAGUUUCUGAAUGACUUGUACGAUAUCGACCCCAGGCUGGAAAAAUCUGCAAUUGUAGACCUCAAGGGCGGCCUAGUCAAAGAAGCUCAUGACUUGGUGCUUGAGCAAAGCAACUUUAAAAAGGUGCAAGCCGAUGCUGACGGUCGUCUCAUAUGGAUCACGGCCGACCCGGGAAGGGGCAAGACCAUGUUCUUGUGCGGCGUCAUCGAUCUUUUCCUCCAAGAAAAGGAGUUCAGGGUGAUCACCUACUUUUUCUGCCGGUCUGAUCGACAUAAGGCAAGGACGGCUAAAUCGGUGCUCCGGGGAUUGCUCUGGCUCAUCUGCCAGCAGAGCUGGGGCAUCGCACGCCGCCUCCGCGAAGAAUACGAGAACCAGAGCAGAAAGUUGUUUGAGGAUGACGAUGCUAUGGUGUGUGUGGCCCUGGAGAAGAUGCUCGCCAAGGUUUUGGAUGAGCCUAGCAUGGGCCGCGCCAUCAUUGUCGUCGACGCCAUCGAUGAGUGCGAUAACGACAGCAUCAGCAUCCUCAUCAAGGCAAUUGGCCGGCUCUCCAGUAGCUAUCCGGCACAGUGGAUUGUCUCCAGUCGUACCGUCUCCAAUUACAGCAGCGUAUUGGCGAGUACAGCGCCCGAUAUGACGCCCUCAUACAUGGACCUGAGCAAGGACAUCGUCUCUGCCGCCGUCCAGGCUUUUGUCGAGCACAAAGUCGAAGCGUUGGCCAAAACAAAUGGAUACGACAAGGACCUUCGGAACGACGUGUAUACCACCUUGUCCUCCAAGGCCAGCGACACGUUUCUGUGGGUGGCUCUCGUAUGCCUCGCGCUCAACAGGCCGGGCGUCAAACCUCGGCAUGUUAAGGAAACGCUAGGUGCGAUGCCAGAGGGGCUCAACGGGUUAUACGAGCGCAUGCUAGAUGGUGCCUUUGCGUCACCCGAUGGUCCCCGGUGUCGCGAGAUCCUCCCACUGGUCUGCGUUGUGGCUCGCCCACUGACACUGGACGAGCUGCGUGGCCUCGUGCCAGCACUCCGGAAGUUAAACGAUACCGAGCUCCGGGAGGUCGUGGCCAACUGCGGCUCCUCCUUAGCCGUGCAGGGCGACGGUGGGAGUGGUGUGUUGAGCUUUAUCCAUCAGUCAGCCCGAGAGUAUUUGUCGAAUAUGGCCCUGGACAAGGUGUUUCCGGGAGGAACCCAGGGAGGAAUUCUGGACUAUCACCGCCUUGUCUUUGGGCAGGCCUUGAACAACGUCAAGGAGCUCAAGCAGAACAUAUACAAGCUUUCCUCCCCUGGCGUGACUAUCAAUGAGAUCAAGCGCCCAGAACCGGACCCUCUGUCACAUAUCCGGUACAGCUGUCUUCAUUGGCAUGACCAUGCGGGCUGGCUCCAAGAGAACAGAGUUUGGAAGGUAUCAGACGACGAGGCCAUCCGCUCUUUCCUCUGCAGUGAUCUUCUGCACUGGCUUGAGGCAAUGGGCUUAUUGGAGAGCAUGCGUAAGGGGACGAUAGCCUUGCAACAGCUGGACAAGUUUUACAGGCUAAAACCGGAGUCUCACGAAGUCAGCAAGCUAGUGGAAGAGGCUCGCCGUUUCAUUCUCUAUAAUAAAGUCGCCAUUGAGACGGCCCCUUUGCAGGUUUAUGUGUCUGCGCUUGUGUUUUGGCCAACAGAUAGCAAAAUCAAGCGCCACUACAAGGAGGGGCCAGACAAUCCGACGUUAUAUCCUCGGAUGGUCGGGGCGACAUGGUCGCAACUGAUCCAGGAACUCCCAUUCAAUUAUCAUUCUAUGUGUAUGGCAUUUUCCCCUGAUGGCCGGUGGCUUGCUACCGGAUCCCCAGAAGGCACUAUGGAAAGCGGCAUAUCCAGAAGUACCGUCGAGAUCUGGGAUGUACUGGCGAGCCACCGCAUCCAGUCCUUUCGUGUAGAUGACUUCAUGGUCCAGGUGGGGUUUUCUCCAGAAGGACACAAGUUGGUCGUCGUUUUAUCGAGUGGCAGGGUCCAACAUCUGGAGGUUGAUUCAGGGCGCUGUGUUGGCAGUUUCGUCCACAAUGCCGACGUACUCCAUGCCGUCUUCUCGCGAGAAUGCCAAUUCGUGGCCCUCACCCUGCAUGAUAGCACUACCACAAUCCUUCGGUUUGCCACGGCAGAGUCCAUACAAGUCAUUGCCGAUGUGUUGAUGUUGGGAUUCUCGCCCGACAGCCUCCACCUGGCGGCGCGGUUGACGAAGGACCGGGUCGCCAUGUGGCGAGUCGGUAGCGACAAGCCAGUCUGGACAGUCGAAGUCGCCGCAGGUUAUGUUGCCUUCUUCGGGAACGACCAGAUAGCCGUGCGUUGUGACGACGAUACUAUCGUCAUCCGGACAGUCAGAGAUGGCUCCUUGAUUCGCACUUUUCCUUGCCACCCUCAAAUCGGCACAAUGACGUGGCUCGGCACCGGCCUAAGCUUCUUAUCUUGGACCUACGAUGGGAAGAUCCAAGUCUGCGAUGAUACAGGAACAUCUUGUGGUCAGAAAGUGUUCAUCAAGAAGAAUCAAUCGGAACUGAAGAAAUUCAGGCUGUUACGGCGAGAUGGGGUCUGUUACACCCUCUCCACCAGUAGUCAUCUCGUGGCAUGGGCCGGGGGCUCAACAAUCAAAAUAUGGGACCUGACGAGGCGAACUUCCCCCACCGUCGUUGAUGAUAUUCCUAAAACACGCCGCAAUCCAGUUUUCGAGAUUACUUUCUCGCCAAAUACCGCCAAUGCCCCAUUGUUCGCGACGUCGUCAAAGGAUGUCAUCAAGAUCUGGAACGUGCAAGGCGGAAAUGUCAUAUGCGCUCACACAUUUCCUAUGCCAUACCUCCGAGACCUCGUCUUCUCCCCCGACGCCCGCCGUCUAGUGUGUCACACGUGGGACGGCCAUGUUUAUGUGUGGGCUACGGCCGAUGGUGCCUUAUCUGUCGAGCAGUUUUCGGGCCUUUCUGGGACCCCAAGUUUCUCUCCGGAUGGCCGGCGACUCGCCCUGACGCUUGGUGAGGAGGGAGUGUGCCUUUGGGAUUUUGCAGCGCAGUGCGUUAUAGAUACAAUCCCCCAGUUCGCCCAAAAGGUGGCUUUUUCGCCUGACGGCAACACUCUGGCAAUAGCUGGCUACUCAUUUAAGCCGCGUCGCGCGCACAUCGAGGUUUGGGCCGUGUCUCAGCUUCAUCGCCUCCAUACUUUGGACUUUGAGAAGGAGAUCCUCAAGGGAGAGUUCGAAUUCAUACUUACAUCCAUCGCCUUCUCCACAGACUCCAAGUCAUUGAUUGUGGCUACCGAUACCGCCAUCUAUAUUUGGCCGCUGGGAGCCCCCGAGCCACGUUGUCGACUAGAUUGGACGCGUGAGAAGUUUUCCAGGUCGGAGUUCCUCGCUAUGUCACCCGACGAUAGGGUACUCGCUCUUGCCGUGAGCGACACGGUCUGGAUCUGGCACCUAGAACACACCACAGCGUCUCCACUGCGCGUCGGCAUCCCCCACAAAACUAAAACAUGUCGCUUCGAUGCGGACAACACCCAGCUCUGGGUCGACGGCGGCGUUGUGGACUUGUCCGAGUUGACUGUCGUGGCCAAUAACACUACUAUUGGUGGCUCUGUGAGUGACAGCCACUCUACAAGGGAUAGGUAUGCUCGCUACCAGACUAUGAGUGCCGGACCUUGGCUCGAGGCUCGAGGGAGUGUUUUCUUCCGAGGCUACACACUAAGCCGGGACCGUGUCUGGGUCAUGAAAGACAACCAAAGGCUACUCUAUUUACCACCAGAGUAUCGCCCUGAGGAGCACCCGAAAAUCUAUCCUGGAGAGGAAGUCGCAUUCAUGGGAUCGACUGUUGCAAUUGGAGCCGAGGAUGGGCAGGUGCAUGUUCUUCGAUUUCAGGAUCAUUUAACUGCCGGAGAUUCACGUUGGGAGUAAUGAAUUGUAAAUUAGUUCGUAGCUAGCAGAAUUCGUGCAAGGUUUACCGAGGGUGAUCUGAGAAAUUACUAGGGCUAUUAAUAGGAUUCAAAACCCGUUAUAAUUAAACUCGA
Messenger RNA from Ilyonectria robusta, 4487 nucleotides. RefSeq lists its product as uncharacterized. The record is from RefSeq and is a predicted model, not a curated record. Lineage: Eukaryota; Fungi; Ascomycota; Sordariomycetes; Hypocreales; Nectriaceae. The transcript is spliced from 2 exons. Bases 190 to 4374 code for a protein of 1394 amino acids. Gene Ontology annotation, molecular function: protein binding.